GUGGCUUCCGCGCUCCGUGUGGAGCGCACUCAGUGUACGACAGUAUAUUAUCCACAGAUCAUAUCCAGAGGACAAGUUAGAGAUGAUAUAAAACUGUAUUCUGUUGAGAGGGGAAUGAGCUGUUCGAAGUAAACUGAUCUCGAUUAGGAAUAGUUUAGUCUACCCCAUACAGUGCAGUGCCUACUCUCCGCGCGAAGACAGGGGCGACAUCAGACAUCGCACUCCGAGUGGACCUAUAUUCAAACUGAUUUCAAAUGGACUACACAAAAGGACUGGACAAUAUCUAGUCACAGUACACAGAAACUCCAGAGGACUUUACUGUGUUGGGGAUCGUAAGACAGCAGCUGCAUACCUCAUAGGAUAUCCCAAGUUGUAAAGGAGGAUGGGGUGUGUGUGGCUGGUGAUGGGGUAUGUGGUGUGUGUGUGCCUUUGGGGUCAGAGCGAGUCGGACAGGACCAACCAGGCCUCUCCCAUCCAUCUGCAGGUUGGCAAUGGAGCCUCAGAACUGUGUAUGAUAGAUGUGAUUCUGUGCCAGGAUGAGAAUGCGCUGCUGAGUUUCGAGGCGAUCCGUAGCAUCCACAAACUGAUGGAUGAUGAUGCGGAUGGAACCGUGGACAUGAGCGAGACAGACGGGUUCCUGAGGGAGGAUCUGAAGUACCAUGACCCCAAAGGGAAACACAACAGUUUCCAUGGAGCAGACCUUCUCAUCAGUGUAGAGGACAUGUGGAACGUAUGGAGGGCCUCGGACGUGUACAACUGGACAGUGGAGGAGGUGGAGGACUGGCUCAUACACUAUGUGGAGCUCCCUCCGUAUGUGGACAUCUUCAAGAAGCACAAUCUGGACGGAAGGGCCUUACCCAGGUUGGCAGUAAAGAACAUCACUCUCACUCUGUCCAUUCUGAAGAUUAUUGACCGGAGUCACGCCCAGAAACUACAGCUGAAAGCAAUGGACACCGUGCUGUUCGGACCACCACUCAUGAGCAGACACAGCUACCUGAAGGACCUGAUGUUGGUGGUCUCUAUAGUGAUGGCACUGGGUGGCUGCUGGUUUGCUUACAUCCAGAACCGUAGCUCCAAAGACCACCUGGGCAAGAUGAUGAGGGACCUGGAGGGCCUACAGAGAGCAGAGCAGAGCCUGCACGACCUGCAAGAGAAGUUGCAGAUCGCCCAGGAGGAGCAUCGUAGUGUGGAGGUUGAGAAGGUAACGUUGGAGCAACGUCUGAGGGACGAGAUCAACGAAGCCAAGCAAGAGGCCCAGAGACUCGGUAAGCUACGGGAGGGAACAGAGAACGAGUGGAGCAGGCAGAAAUACGCUGAGGAAGAGCUGGAUCAGGUGCGUAUGGCCCUGAAGAAAGCAGAGCGGGAGCUGGAGUCUCGGGCCUGCUGGUCUCCCCCUGAUGCCCUUAAGACCUGGCUGCAGCUGACCCAUGAGAUAGAGGUCCAGUACUACAACAUCAAGAAACAGAGCGCUGAGAAACAACUACUUCAGGCCAAAGAAGGGGCUGACAAGAUCAAGAAGAAGAGGAGCACCCUGUUUGGGACGUUCCAUGUGGCUCAUAGCUCCUCCCUGGACGACGUUGAUCACAAGAUCCUGACUGCCAAGCAGGCUCUAGGUGAGGUGACGGCUGCUCUGAGGGAGAAACUUCACCGCUGGCAGCAGUUGGAGUCUCUUACAGGCUUACCAUUGGUCAAUAACCCCGGUCUGCCCGCCCUGGCUGCUGCCCUCAACCUAGACCCCGCCUUCCUGGGCCUGCACCCGCCGACUCCGCAGCACCUAAUCCUAUCAGACGAUUUAGAUGACAUGGACGAGGAUAUCCUGUCCCCAGGGACGCUGCGGUACGCGGCCUGGCAGAUGGACCGGCGAGUGAGUGACCUCUGGCCAAUGAGCGGCAUCUCCGACAGCCAAUCCCCAUGGAAGUAUUCUGCUCCCAACAUGAUGCCCCUGCGACAGCGCCCGGGAGACCCCACACUGGCCCUGGGCUAUCAGAGGGAUCUGAACUGGUCUGACUCAGACCCCUCCCUCUUCCUGUCCCAGAGCCAAUCACAGCGCACCUCCAUAUCUAAGACCCUCCCACCAAAGCCCCUCACCCAGCAGGGCCACAGCUCCAAUGGGAGCAGGGCUCCCAUUGACAGCCCCCUGAUGAUGUCAUAUGGCCUGGAGAAGAGCUCCAGUCUCGGGGAGCUCUGCGGCGGAGGAAGUGCCGCCCUCGCCCCUGCUUACUCCACACACUCCCUAUGCCCCGCCUCCUUUGACCCUGAUGCACGGUCGGGGAAGGAGGACAGCCAUAUUCCCCACAUGCAGGCAAAGAAGAGCCCCCUGGAAGAGGACAGCUGUUUCACGGGUGAAGGGAUCGACUUGAGCCACGAGCGCAAGAAACACACCUUCAAGAUAUUCAAGAAGAGGAAGUAGGCGUAAAAUCACUCUGUCCUCACAGGGAGACACCACAGAGAAAGAGCAACACUCCCGUUGUUCACACUAUAGGCUAGCAUACCACUUAGAAUAAACCAGUGUAUUGGGCAUGCAUUCGAAGGGGUCUACAACUAGUAUGGAUAUUAGAACAUGCCUGUGGACUAAGAAUAAAUAAGUGACAUGGUCUAAAGACAUAUACAUCAAUUACAUGAAUUAAAGAAAAAUAAAUAAGUUACAUGGACUAAAAACAAAAAAAGAAGUUACAUAGACUAAAGAAAAAUAAAUAAGUUACGUGGACUAAA
Messenger RNA from Oncorhynchus gorbuscha (pink salmon), 2712 nucleotides. RefSeq names its product stromal interaction molecule 1-like. The transcript is spliced from 14 exons. Gene Ontology annotation, molecular function: calcium ion binding; calcium channel regulator activity; protein binding. Gene Ontology annotation, cellular component: endoplasmic reticulum; plasma membrane. The record is from RefSeq and is a predicted model, not a curated record. NCBI's taxonomy places the organism in Eukaryota, Metazoa, Chordata, Actinopteri, Salmoniformes, Salmonidae. The coding region runs from base 383 to 2410 and encodes 675 amino acids. Gene Ontology annotation, biological process: store-operated calcium entry; activation of store-operated calcium channel activity; intracellular calcium ion homeostasis.